ACUUACUAGUCAAGUCUUUUUUGUUCUUCUUUCUAGAAUUGUAGAAUUUAAAUGGACCAUAAAUGCUUUCCGUGGAAAAUUCAAGUUGGAAAUUGGAUUUUCUGGAAAUUUUUAACUCCAUAUACUUGGUUGACUUGACUUGACUUGACCUCCUUGUCAAGUUCUUUUGAUGUUCUUUCUACACGCCGAAUUUCAUUCAUACAUAUGAAUGCUUUCUGUGGAAAAUUCAAGUUGGAAAUUUAAAUUGGAGUCUUCGAAGAAAUUUCCUAAUGCUUGAUGUGGUAGAAAACAUUUUUCUUUAACUUUAUAUAUUAGGUGUUGGUAGCAAUGAUCAGUACGCAACCAUGAAAGCAGUUACAAUUUCCUUGUUUGGGUUUCUUCUUGUCAUCGCAGCGGCUAUUAUUAGCUUUUGUGAUGGGAAUUCCAAAGUGCUUUGCAUUGGAAGUGAGGGGCAAGCCCUUUUGACGUUCAAGCAAGACCUCAUUGAUCGAUCAAACAGGCUAUCUUCUUGGGUUGAAGGUGAGGAUUGCUGUGAAUGGCAUGGUGUUUUCUGCAAUAGCCUGACUGGCCAUGUUAAAGAGCUGCAUUUGGGGCUUCUUUCAACUAGUCCUGAUGCUUAUGCACCGGCUGCUGAAUGGGAUGCUUACUUUCGAUCAAAGUUAGGAGGCAAAAUAAAUCCAUCUUUGGUCGAUUUGAAACAUCUCAGUUUCCUGGACUUAAGUAAUAAUGAAUUUGGAGGCCUGGCAAUUCCCGAAUUCAUUGGUUCGAUGAAGAGUUUGACGUAUCUUAACCUCUCUUGGGCAAAUUUCGUAGGAGCAAUUCCCCAUAAUCUUGGAAAUCUCUCAAAACUGCAUUAUCUUGAUCUUGGAAUCAAUUCCUUAUUUGAAGCUAAAACUCUUCAAUGGGUUUCUGGUCUUUCAUCUCUGCAGUAUCUUGGUUUGAGCCUUGCAAAUCUUAGUAAAGCAACUGAUUGGCUGCAGGCAACACACAAUCUUCCUUCUUUGGUGGAGUUACACUUGUCAGGAUGCUCUCUAAAUAAUGGUCCAUCUCCAAUCAGUGUUAAUUACACAUCUCUUGCUGUUCUUGAUCUUUCUCAAAACAUGUUGUCUUCGGUGACAUGGAUAUUCAAUCUUCGUAGUCUUGUGUCCAUUGAUCUUAGCUCUAGUGGAGUUGAAGGUAUGAUUCCCAGUGGCUUUCAAAACAUGUCUUCUCUCAAAUUUCUUGAUCUUAGUUGGAAUUCAUUCUCUUCAUCAUCAACACUCAACUGGUUGUCUGAUUUAAACCAACUUCAAUUCCUUAGUCUUAACAGUGUCGGCCUGCAAGGUAAUUUUUCAAGUGCCAUUGGAAACUUAAGCUCUCUUACUCAUCUUGAUUUUUCAAAUAACCAGCUUGAGAUUGAACCCAAAUAUUUGGAAAGUCUUUGCAAUAUGAGGGAGAUGGAUUUGUCAAAUAAUACAAUUAAUCAUGAGGUCUCAGAAAUCAUAGAGAGUUUGUCUAGAUGUAGUUUGGAUCGAUUAGAGUCAUUAAAUAUUGCAUUUAACAAACUUUCUGGCCAUUUACCUAAUCAACUUGGCCAAUUUAAAACUUUAGCAUACCUUUACCUUAACCGAAACUCCAUUUCUGGUCCCAUUCCAUUCUCAAUAGGGGAGUUGUCAUCAUUGAAAGUUCUUGAUAUUUCAUACAAUCGAUUGAAUGCAACUCUUCCUCAAAUUUUAGGACAACUUGGGAAUUUGGAACAUUUAGACGUUAGCAAUAAUAUGUUGGAAGGAAAUAUAUCAGAAACGCACUUUUCUAAUCUCACGAUAUUGAGAUCUUUUUGGGCAUCUAACAACAUGUUAACGUUUAUACCAAACCCAAGUUGGAUUCCUCCUUUCACUGUGAAAGUAUUGGACUAG
Molecule: messenger RNA, 1895 nt
Organism: Durio zibethinus
Lineage: Eukaryota; Viridiplantae; Streptophyta; Magnoliopsida; Malvales; Malvaceae
Source: RefSeq, a predicted model, not a curated record